Molecule: messenger RNA, 354 nt
Organism: Austrofundulus limnaeus
Lineage: Eukaryota; Metazoa; Chordata; Actinopteri; Cyprinodontiformes; Rivulidae
Product: zinc finger CCCH domain-containing protein 6
Biological process (GO): negative regulation of DNA-templated transcription
Cellular component (GO): nucleus
Molecular function (GO): RNA binding; metal ion binding
Source: RefSeq, a predicted model, not a curated record
GAUGGAAAAAUGUCCUCUGGCUUUCAGAAGAAACGACCAAUCAUGAGCAAGGAGUUCAUCAACCAGCACACAGUUGAGCACAACGGAAGAUACAUCUGCAAGUACUUCCUGGAGGGUCGCUGCAUUAAGGGAGAACAGUGCAAGUUUGAGCAUGAACUCGUGGUACCGGAUAAGAAAAAGGAACUUUGCAAGUUUUACCUUCAAGGAUACUGCAGCAAAGGAGAUCACUGCAUUUACAUGCAUAAUGAAUACCCAUGCAAGUUCUUUCACACCGGAGCCAAAUGUUAUCAAGGAGACAACUGUAAAUUCUCUCACGAUGCUUUGACGGAUGUGACCAAAGAGCUGCUUGAAAAG